Musa acuminata AAA Group (dessert banana) is the source of this 4802-nucleotide messenger RNA. Its product is annotated as transcription factor TGAL5. Gene Ontology annotation, molecular function: sequence-specific DNA binding; DNA-binding transcription factor activity. Bases 3050 to 4507 code for a protein of 485 amino acids. Gene Ontology annotation, biological process: regulation of DNA-templated transcription; DNA-templated transcription. The transcript has 20 exons. Lineage: Eukaryota; Viridiplantae; Streptophyta; Magnoliopsida; Zingiberales; Musaceae. The record is from RefSeq and is a predicted model, not a curated record.
GAACGGCAUUUGACGCAAGCGCUCGGCGAUAAGCCCCUACAAAAGCAUCCUUUUCCUCGCUUGUCUCUCGGCUCCGGUGCGAGAGCAUGUCUUCUAAAACCCUAGUUCCUCCCAGGGUCGGAAUUCUCUUCCAGGACUACACCUCUCCUCCGUCGUCGUCGGCGAUCCCGUUCGAUCGCUUCCCACGGUCGGUGAUGGAGUUCUUGGACGGGGACUUGGAACUCCGGGAGACGUAAGGCCACAUUCGAUCGGGUCUGGAGCCUUGCGUGGAACCCCGUGGACGUUGGCGUUCCCGGGAUGCUCGCCUCUUGCAGCGGAGAUAAGAUGGUUAGGAUCUGGCAGAAGGGGCCUUCCCGUUCCUGGGAUCGCUCGGAAUUGUAAUUUUGUGGGAAUACAUUCUGCGUGCGGCCACUAGGUAUUCUAAGUACAGAUCUGUUCGGUCAAUUUCCUAAUAUUCUAAGUACAUAGGAUGGCUGGGUUAGCCAAGUCCCAAUGUAACAAAUUCUUCUUUGGGACAGAUUAGUUAGCAGCUGUCUUGCUUGUUCUAACCAAUCUGCAGUAAUGAAUACCUCUAUGUUUCAAAAAAAAAAGGAAAAAGGAAAAAAUCAUGAUUGUAGAGAAUGGGAUUAACUCCUGAAGGCUAACAUGCCACUUCAACUCUGCCUUCUCUUGUGUUAUAUACAAAUAGAAGGCCUUUCACAUUCUGAGGCCCGUACAAAUUAUUGCUUCUUCCACUUACCAAAAAUGGAAGGAAGCACACAGGAAACACCUUAAUGCGUUUUCUUUUAAUGCUGAUGACUGGUUCUGUGAACUCACCCAGCAUUUGGGGAACCUCAAUACAGAUCACUUUUAAGUACUGUCAUUUUUAGUGUCUUUCAAUUCAGUAACAUUGCCCAGAAGUUUUCAGCUGCUCACAGCAAUUUCUUGGCUUAUAUGCUAGAGGAACAAUACAGAAUUUAUCAUGCAUUGUUUGCACAACACUUAGUUGAACAUGAUGGAUCAAUGUGGUUGGCAGAACCUGGACAUGAUGGAUUUGACCAUAAUUCUUUUAGUGGUGUUGAACCAACUUAACAGAGGUUUACAUGAUUGAAUCUCUUCUCCUUAAGAUGUGUCACUUCUGCAGCUGCCCGUCUAAAGACAUUUGAUGCUCUAGAAGUUGUAACAUCAAAUUCACAAUCUACAGUGGCAUUGAACAGUCAAAUAUUGAAGAGUUUAUUUGCAAAUCAGUGGGCAUGGAUAAGAUCAUUUUGGAAGCAGAUAACCUUAAAAAAUUAUCAAGAUUACACAGGCUAGAAAGACUACAUCUUUGGAGGUGUUAUUUUUUACAACGAAGAUGAGAUUAUUGAUUCAGAAUAUAUUGCAGUUUUAUUCCUUCAGCUUAGACAUCUUUCUUUGAGUUACAAGUUAAGAGAUGGAUUGAUCCAUGAUGGUCUGAAAGGAUCAUUACCACCCGAAAACUUGGCUGUCAUGGAGCUGGGUUGGAAGUGGUAAUUUAGCACUUGGGCAUGGGCUUGGAGAUGAUUUUAAAGAAGUUCUCUAUUCAUGGUGUUCUCUUUGAGACAAACUUGUGAAGAAUGUCAUACGAUACCAAAUUUUUAUCUCAUCCAUCUUUCAUGCCAUGAGGACAGAAGCAUCUAAACCAGGGAUCAAUCUCAUUGGCCAUGCAGGAAGUUUGGGGCCAAUUUGUUGCAUGUAUCACUGCAAGUUUCCCAUGCCUUGGUUAGGAAAAAUAUACAAACCAUGUUAUUCCUGCACAUGGGAUGCUUGCAAAUUAACGGUGCGAAUAUGUGGACAUACCACAUUCAUCUCAAAUUCCACAGGCAUCAUGUGAGAAAUUGUUGGCUUUGCCCUAUGUAUUCAAAGUGAUAUCUUUGCAGAAUCUGCACUCAAUUGCCAUAUAUAUAUAUAUAUAUAUAUAUAUAUAUAUAUAUAUGUCAAUUAUCUAAUGCUUGGAAGUGUAGUUGUUUGACUUUGUCGGAGGUUUAUCAAGGUGUUUGUUUGACCCACGAAGCAUUUCCAAUUCUUGUAGUCGGUUAUGUUCCGUCCCUGUGGUGGCAUACUUGAAAACAAUGCAAAUUGGGAAUGGACGAAGGAUGAGUUAACAAGAUGGUUUCUUCUAAUCAAGGGGCCGCAUGGUUUGUGGUGAUUCCAUCAGCUUGUCAUGCAGAUUUUGUAACAUGAGAUGCGGAUACUGUGUUAUGAAACCAAUUUUAGCAUGUUGAGGUUUACAAGGAAAGGGAAGCUCUAAUGGAUGCCAUUACUUGGUAUUGUCUGGAAGGAGUAUCUGAUUGCUAUUCUUAGAAAGGAAAGGAACAGGUGUCCCUAACGUAAUAAUUUAUCGUACAAGUGGAGGACGCGACCGGCGUUAAUUAUCCACCUUCCACAGCUGAAAGUGACUCUUCUCUUUUUUAAGCAAAUAGCUUCGUUAGGCACGGCAGAGUUGGAACCCCUCAAAUGUGUGCCCAAACAUGGCAUGGAUGCUGCUAACCCAUGAGGAAAAAGAUAAUCUCAAACAAAUCCAUUUAAACCGGCAGGAAUAUUAAGAAAAGCGAGUCUGCUUGGUGGCUGAUUACAUUAGUGGUUUGCUUGGGAUCGGCAUGAGGCACAUCGCAGUGUGUGCUUAUCAACAAAAUGCUAUUUCUUUUGUCAAAGUUGAUCGACUACUUCUUAUCUCUCAAGUGGCAAUGGGGUACCAGAGUCUGUUACAGGGACUGGCGUUGGAGACAAAGCUACUUCCUGCCGAAAAGAUACCACCAUUGGGUGUUGAUACAAGUACCAGUCCCAGGAGCAGAGAAGAGACGAGGCUCAAGGUCCACCAGAUGAUUCAGCUAUAUAAAAAGCACUAAAACCCUCUGGCUUCUUCUGAAGAACACUUGCACACUUUUUUUCCCUGUUUCUCUGUCUCUAUAGUUGGAAGAACUUAUGUUCAAGAAACCUGGGCUAGAAGGGAAGAGACCAUGGUAAAGACAUGGAGCAGCACCACGCAAAGCUCGAGAGGUCAGCACAUGGAGCAUCAUUAAUGGUUCAGGAGGGAGAAGAAUAGAGUUGGAUGGCAAAUCAUAGAGUUGGCGAAACUGGCCUUCCUGAUUCUGGACCUUCAACUCGGUCUCUUAUUAACGGGGGGACUAUCGGCAACACUCCAUCUGCGACCAAUUUCUUUGAUCAGGAAGGAGCUGCUUACUUUGGAGAGUUGGAGGAGGCUCUCAUGCAGGGAGUCGACGGCCUAAGAGAAACAGAAGACAGAAAGUCUUUUAUCGCAACCAGCCCCGCAACACUAGAGAUCUUCCCAUCGUGGCCAAUGAGAUUUCAGCAAACUCCCAGUGUGAAUACGCAGUCAGCAAGAAGCACUGAUUCCGGCGCAGCUCAAAACUCUCUAUCUCAUCUGGAAUCGGACUUUCCAAAUAGCAGGAAGGCCUCCUCGGACCAGUCGACUAACCACAAGCGGUCGCAAGAGAUGAUGAUGGCAAGUGGUGCUUCCAGGACAGAAGCAGCAAGAAAUCCUCAUCCCUCUUCCCAAGAAGAGAGAAAGAUGACAGGUUCAACUGCAGCAAGGGACGGAAAAGUAAUUGAUGCCAAGACAUUAAGGCGCCUAGCUCAAAAUCGAGAGGCAGCCAAAAAGAGUCGGCUGAAGAAAAAGGCUUACGUGCAACAAUUAGAGUCCAGUAGGAUUAAGCUUCAGCAGCUAGAGCAAGAUCUCCAGAGAGCAAGAUCACAGGGCCUUCUCUUGGGAGUCGCAGGCGGUAAUGCGGCUAUCAGUUCCGGCGCUGCGAUUUUUGACAUGGAGUACGGUCGAUGGUUGGAUGAUAACUGCAAGAUCAUGUCGGACCUCCGAGCUGCACUUGAGGCUCACCUUCCUGACGACAAUCUUGGUGUGGUCGUAGAUCACUGCAUCAGGCACUAUGAUGAUCUCUUCCGGCUGAAAGCCAUCGUUGCUCAAUCGGAUGUAUUCCACCUCUUGAAUGGAAUAUGGAAGACCCCAGCGGAGCGCUGUUUCCUGUGGAUGGGUGGGUUUAGGCCCUCCGAGCUCAUCAAGAUCCUGAUACGUCAGCUGGAUCCAUUGACGGACCAACAGUGGAUGGGGAUGCGCGGCUUCCAGCAUUCAUCGCAGCAGGCGGAGGAGGCUCUCUCCCGGGGCCUGGAGCAAGUCCACCAGUCUUUGGCACAAACUGUUGCUGGCGGUUCUCUCAGCGACGGAAUCGAUGUUGGAAAUUAUGUGGGCCACGCAGCCAUUGCUAUGGGGAAGCUUGCCGACCUCGAAGGAUUCAUCGGCCAGGCUGACAACUUGAGACAACAAACCAUGCACCAGUUGCGUCAACAGUUGACGACCAAACAAACAGCAAGAUGUUUCCUGGCGAUCGGAGAGUACUUCACCCGCCUACGUGCUCUGAGCUCCCUAUGGGCUUCUCGCCCUCAAGAGAGCUUGGUUGCCAAUGACAGUGUCGUCCCUGCCACAGCGGACCCGCAUAUAAUUCAUCAACCACUGCACAAUCAUUUUUCAGCCUUCUGAUUGAUAUAUCUGCGCAUGGACGUGGAAGAGACAGAGAAAGGAGAAAUAUGUUGUAUGCAUUGUGAUCGAGAUCUUAUAAUAAAGAGAUGGUGCCCCGCGAAAGCAAAAGGAGGUAGGAGAGUUGAAGGCAUUUCCGAUCGUGGCUGUUCGACAAGACCAAGGGUUAGCAGCAGCAGCAGCAGCAGCAGAUCAUGAAAGUAGAGACAAGAAAGAGAUGUGCAUAUAUAUUUUUUUAGAGCAAAAUAAUACAACUAGACCUAACUUUUAUAAGAUAUUAAAAGAAUUGCGUGUGGUA